CUCUACACAUGCAUCCCAAUUCAACCAAGAAGAAGCUAAUUAAGUUUUCAUCAAUGGCUUCCUCCAACUUAUUCUUCCAAUUUCUCAUCUUACUCUUUCUAUCCUUCUCCUUUUCUUCAUUAUUCUUCUUCUCACCCGCCGCGGCCACCGCCUCCAAUGACAUCGACUGGUGGUGCAACCAAACCCCACACCCGGAGCCCUGCAAACGCUUCCUCAGCCACGGCGGCCGCCACCCCUUGGCUCCCAAGCAGAAGUCAGAGUUCCGAAAGAUGGCCAUUCAGGCCGCCAUGGACCGAGCCCUCAACGCCGAGGCUUUCACCAAGGAGCUCGGCGCCAAGUGCCGCAAUGGCCGCGAGCGGGCGGCGUGGGCCGACUGCCUGAAGCUCUACGAAGACACCAUUCUCCGGCUCAACCACACCAUCGACUCCAAGUGCUCGGAAUUCGACGCCCAGACCUGGCUCAGCACCGCCUUGACCAACCUGGAAACUUGCCGCGCCGGGUUCGCGGAGCUGGGCGUCUCGGAUUUCAUGUGGCCUCUGAUUUCCAGGAACAACGUGUCGGAGCUGAUCAGCAACAGCUUGGCCAUUAACAAGAACAAUGCCAGUACUGCCGGCGAGAACCAAACCUAUCACAAAGACGGGUUUCCGACCUGGGUUUCGCCCGGCGACCGGAAGCUUUUGCAGUCGUCGUCUCCGGCGGCUAAUCUUGUUGUUGCCCAGGACGGGUCGGGGAACUACCGGACCAUUAAGGCGGCGCUGGACGCGGCGGCGAAGAGGAGCGGCAGCGGCAGGUUCGUUAUUCAUGUGAAGAGAGGCGUUUACAAGGAGAACCUUGAGAUUGGCAACCAGAUGAAGAACAUAAUGCUGGUUGGCGAAGGCCUGAGAUACACCAUCAUCACCGGCAGCCGGAGCGUGGGCGGCGGCUACACCACCUACGACUCCUCCACCGUUGCGGUGACCGGCGAAGGCUUCAUCGCCCGGGGAAUAACGUUCCGCAACACCGCUGGCCCACAAAACCACCAAGCGGUGGCGCUUCGAUCGGGCUCUGACCUCUCCGUUUUCUACCGCUGUGGCUUCGAGGGCUACCAGGACACCCUCUAUGUCCACUCCCAGCGCCAGUUCUACAAAGAAUGCUACAUCUACGGCACCGUUGACUUCAUCUUCGGCAACGCCGCCGUCGUCCUCCAGAACUCCAUGAUUUACGCUAGAAAACCAAUGGAUAAACAGAAGAAUGUCAUCACUGCUCAAGGCCGAACCGACCCGAACCAGAACACCGGCAUUUCCAUCCACAAUUCCCGGGUCAUGGCUGCUUCUGAUCUAGCUCCAGUUCUCAGCUCCUUCAAAACCUUCCUGGGCAGGCCGUGGAAGCAGUACUCAAGAACCGUUUAUCUGCAGACUUAUCUUGACAGCUUGAUUGAUCCGGCGGGGUGGCUAGAAUGGGACGGCAAUUUUGCUCUCAACACAUUGUAUUACGGGGAGUACAAGAACUCCGGGCCUGGUUCUUCCACCCAAAAACGGGUGAAGUGGCGUGGAUACAGAGUCAUCACCACUUCAACUGAAGCGUCAAAGUUCACCGUCGCGAAUUUCAUCGCCGGCCGAUCGUGGCUUCCGGCAACGGGCGUGCCAUUCACGGCCGGGCUCUAAUGGGGCUAGCUGGGUUGAUUGGGUGUGUUGUAUUGGAUCAGUUCCCUUCCCUCUCUGUUGAUUAUUCUUCCUUCGUUUUUUUAUUAUUUACCAAAUUAAUUAACUGUAUGCUACAUAUGCUUCCUGCUGUC
Messenger RNA from Diospyros lotus (date-plum), 1774 nucleotides. RefSeq names its product pectinesterase 2-like. The transcript is spliced from 2 exons. Bases 9 to 1643 code for a protein of 544 amino acids. Lineage: Eukaryota; Viridiplantae; Streptophyta; Magnoliopsida; Ericales; Ebenaceae. The record is from RefSeq and is a predicted model, not a curated record. Gene Ontology annotation, biological process: cell wall modification. Gene Ontology annotation, molecular function: pectinesterase inhibitor activity; pectinesterase activity.